Molecule: messenger RNA, 1365 nt
Organism: Spodoptera frugiperda (fall armyworm)
Lineage: Eukaryota; Metazoa; Arthropoda; Insecta; Lepidoptera; Noctuidae
Product: lipase 3-like
Exons: 2
Coding region: 120-1337 (405 amino acids)
Biological process (GO): lipid metabolic process
Molecular function (GO): hydrolase activity, acting on ester bonds
Source: RefSeq, a predicted model, not a curated record
AAAAAACUGAGAAUAAAUUAAUAUUUCCGAUACUAUAUAAGGCGCUUAUCUUCUUAAAGUAGCUGAUAAGUGAACCGACAGUGCCAUCUUUCUAGUCUUGACAUAAAAGGAAAUAAAUCAUGAAAUUCCUCGUUGCUGCGAUAGUGCUCUGCAUUGUGCACACUGCUUGCGGUGGCAAUGACAUCGAGUCCGUAUUCGGUGACUUCAAAGUAUCACCACGACAAGAUCUGCCAUUCCUAGAGUUGGCCAACUAUGAUGGCUACACCGCUGAACAGCAUUUCGUGACGACCAAAGAUGGGUACAUCUUGAGCCUUUUCCGACUGCCUAUACAGAAAAGUUGUGAGACCUCCAAAGGUGUAAUAAUGUUCAUGCACGGCCUCUACCUCAGCGGCGAUGACUGUCUCAUACCAGGGCCCGGGAAGGCACAUUGCUACGUCUACUCUGACAACUGCUAUGACGUCUGGGUUCCUAAUGUUAGAGGAAACUUCUACAGCAGAAACCACACAACAUUGAACCCCGACAGAGACUCAAAAUUCUGGGACUUUUCCGUCGACGAGCAGGCCGUCUUAGAUCUACCCGCAGCCAUAGAUUAUGUCUUACUUGAAACAAAGGAAUCGCAACUCUCAUACGUGGCACACUCGCAGGGAGUCUCCAUGUUGCUAAUUCUUUGUGCAAAGAAGCCCGAGUACAAUGAUAAGAUAAAGGUUGGGUUUGGUUUGUCACCUACAGCGUGGUUAGAUCACUCCAGGUUCAUCGUGAUCCAGUUACAGAGCAUCAUUGCUCCAGGGUUGACACUAACUGGUCCGUUACUAAACCUAGAAGUGUUGAAACGCGGUGGCCUUGUGCAAAAUUCUGCAGAACUACUCUGCGGUACUACAAGCCUGGCGUAUCCUUUCUGUUCCAUCCUCGUCUUCGCAGUUCUAGGGUACAACAAGUUUCAGAUAACAGACGAUGUGUUACCUGUAGUAGUUGGGCAUACUCCUUCAGGAACAUCUCUUAAGAACUUCAUCAGAUGGGGACAGAUUCAGAACAAUGGAUUCUCUGAGUAUGACUAUGGGGUGCUUAGAAAUGUAGCUACGUAUGGUACGGCGAAGCCCCCGCUAUAUGACUUGUCUGGUGUGACAAUGCCUUGGGUGUUCCUGGGCAGUGAAAAUGACUAUGUGGCCAACGUCACUGACAUAAAGUUGCUUCAAUCGAAACUACAGAAAUCUUCACUUUGCGUGCUCUCUGACAAGACAUUUGGCCAUCUUGAUUUUAUUUAUGGUAAAGACAUACCUAAUUAUUUGACUCCAAUUGUUUUGUCUUAUCUAGAGACCGGCAGCUAUACCUGUACAUAAACUUAGUAAUUAAACAUGUGUUGCGUUA